AUGCCAAGCGCAGACUUUACGUCUUCGACUACUGUUGUCAAACAGGUCCCCAGUGCAAGGAAGAACUUGGAAAGCUUACUUCCUGCACUAUGGAAUUUGCCGCAAGAUAAAUAUGCCCCCGAACCCUCUGAUGCUUUGUUGGAUUAUUACUAUGGUCAGCUUGUUUUCAUUGAGUGUUAUCAACUUAAGCUGCAUAAAAAUGAAGAGCUCAUAGAUUUCACCGGCUUUAUCAAAGCCAAGGUGAAUUAUACAAGGCCGGAACUCAUUCAGGCCGUCGAGACGACCUACGUUCACUUGGGGCCUGCUAUACGUGCCAUUGAAGUUGCAGUCAAACUAUGGCUCUUUCUCUCCAUCGAGGACUGGGAUGAUAAGCAAACGCUAGAGCAAUACAUCCAGUCGAUUUUCCGAAAGUCAUCAGGGCCGUCCGAGGCGCCGUCUUUUUUGUUGACGUUUAAUAUCGACAACCUGAGGAAAGUUGGUGGAUUCCAAAUCAGUUGGACAGAACGUCUUGAGGAUCAUCUUUCAUUGAGUUUGGAGGACGAACACAAGGAACUCAAGAUCUUUCACCUAUCUUCUUUCUUGGACCUCUAUAGGCAUAGCAAUGAUCGCCCCAUCUUACCAUCAGGUUUCCUGGAAGAGACCGCACGCACAUUAUCGCUGCUGAUUCCUAGUUCCAACCUCAAAUGCCAGCGCUGGAUCCGCAAAGCCCAUCGAAAAUCAGUGAUUGACCUAGAAAUGGGCCAACUGCCUGCGACAUCCCGUGACGUUGCAGAUUUUACUUUCUGGGGCCGUCAGCUGUUAGAGCUUCGCAACGAAUAUGACCGAACAGAGCCAACGACUUUGCGGCAGUGGAUACUCGAUAAACGGAAGCCUAACCAGAGGUAUACAUUUUGGAUUGCGGUGAUAGCCUUGUUUUUGGGUUUAUUGUUUGGGCUCAUUCAAUCGGUGACAGGAAUAAUACAGGCAAUGCAUUAG
Molecule: messenger RNA, 975 nt
Organism: Penicillium verhagenii
Lineage: Eukaryota; Fungi; Ascomycota; Eurotiomycetes; Eurotiales; Aspergillaceae
Exons: 2
Coding region: 1-975 (324 amino acids)
Source: RefSeq, a predicted model, not a curated record